AUGGAAACUAAAAUGGGGUGUUCGGUUUCAGGAAUCGGCAGAGCCACCGGCAAACAGUUCGCACACUAUGGGGCCAAAGGUCUUGUGUUAACCGACAUCAACGAAGCCGGGCUGCAGCAGAGCAAGGAAGAAAUCCUGGCGAAGUACCCUAAGAUCGAGAUUGAAACGAUAAAGAUGGACGUGACAAAUGAGCAGUCCAUCAUCUCCGCUCACGAAGCAGCAGUCAAGCGCUUCGGGCGUAUUGACUAUGCCGUCAACAAUGCUGGCACGCCAGGGCACAUGAUCGCUAGUUCGCAGUCGACGUAUGCUGAGUUCAAGUUCGGAGUCGACAUCAACUUGUUCGGUGUUUGGAUGUGCCAACGUGAACAGUUGAAGCAGAUGGAGUCCCAGCAGCCUAAUCAGAGAGGCGCAAAAGGCUCCAUUGUCAACAUCUCGUCUAUCUACGGUCAUACAUGCGGAAAGAAUACCACGUCCUACUGCGCAGCUAAACAUGCCGUGCUUGGGAUAACGAGAAGUGAUGGCGCCAAUUAUGCAAAGAGUGGCAUUCGCGUCAACGCAGUCUGUCCAGGAUACACAGACACCCCUAUGCUGCGAAUGCCAGGUGCUGGCUCUGCAGUAGGAAUGGACGAGUAUAUCAAUGUUUGUCCUAUGGGUCGUUUGGGAGAAGCACGAGAGAUUGCGGAUGUCAUCGUCUUUCUGUCUUCUCCUAUGGCUAGCUACGUGACAGGACAAGAUAUUCCCGUCGACGGCGGAUUUCUGAUUGUGUGA
Messenger RNA from Fonsecaea multimorphosa CBS 102226, 768 nucleotides. RefSeq lists its product as uncharacterized. The transcript is spliced from 5 exons. Bases 1 to 768 code for a protein of 255 amino acids. The record is from RefSeq and is a predicted model, not a curated record. Lineage: Eukaryota; Fungi; Ascomycota; Eurotiomycetes; Chaetothyriales; Herpotrichiellaceae.